Cuscuta epithymum is the source of this 975-nucleotide messenger RNA. NCBI's taxonomy places the organism in Eukaryota, Viridiplantae, Streptophyta, Magnoliopsida, Solanales, Convolvulaceae. The record is from the annotation of a GenBank genome assembly.
CACGGCAGCACCCGCGGAAAAAAAGGUAGAGAUAGUUGAGACACCUUUGCCCGGACGCCAUAAAGCUGCCAUAAGGUCCCUGAAGAACGGAAAUCGAACAACUUUGUCCGUAAGAAUCGUCCCAACAACCGGGAACUCCUCUGGCUUUACUGUCUCGGCCGCCGCUGCCCUGUCUUUAUCAUCUUCGAGCACCAGUUCGUCCUCAGCCCCACCUAUGCCCAACCCCACAUACUUAUCGGCUAGACAAUCCACCGGUUCCUCUUCAUGCUCUCGCUCAUACCAAUCCUUCUCCAAUGUCUCGCCAUCCAUCUUUCUUGUCCUUGCACCCGUUCAAAGCAGGCCCGGUUGUUGAAGACGAGCCCCCUGGAUGCUUCGCUGCCUCAGAAGAAAGCGCUGCACGUGUGACAGCGAGAAAAAAAAAACCCUACCUCGAGCACUAGGGAAAGACCACUUCGAAGUGGCUAAUGAUUUGAAAAAUAGAAAAAAAAUUGUAUUCGUACUUAGAGCCCGUUUGGUAGCACAAAAAUCGGCUAAUUUGGCUGAAGUGGCCACAUUGGCUGAUUCUGCUCAUUUAAGAAAAAUUAAAAUAUAUUUUAUUAAUAAAAUAAAGAAAAAAUUAUAUGUAAAAAUAGUUAAAAUGGUCGUCUACAGUAACUUCAGCCAAAACAGUCAGAAAAAGUAACUCCAAUCUUACUUUUUCUGCUUAUUACACAAUUCAGCGCGCGAAAGCAAAAAUUACGUGUUUGGUGAAAAAGUUGACUGAUAAGCCUGAUAAGCUGAAAAACAGUGGUUCCAAACGGCCUCUUAAUAUAUACGAAGUACUUCGUAUAUACAAAGCAAUGUACUUCUAUAUUACUAUUGCUGUUAAUUCAAUAUACACUUCGUAUUACACAGUGUUACAUAUUCAUGUCUAUUGUUUAAAAAGGUACUACCUCCGUCGCAUUAGAAGGUUCCCGUCCACUAUUAACAUGGUCA